AUGAAACUAUUUUUUGUUUUCUGUAUUGCCACAAGUUUGGUAAGUUUUUUUCUGGAAAAAUGUUGUUGGAAUUAUUGAAAAAUGAUUGUUUACAGGUGAUAACAACACACGCUUCUAUUCAAAUAACAGUUAGUCAGAUUUCAGUGCAGUUUAAUAACCCCAUUAAACAAUAUUUCACAAAUUGUAAUGGUGCUAAUAUUGAGAUGUUUCUUCAAUUAACUUCCUCGAGGUGAAUUUUAAAAUUAUGAUUUUUGUUGGGAACGGGAUGACAAGGUUUUCUCGGGAAUGAGAGAGAUUUAUUAAUGUAAAAUUCAUAGAAGUUAUUAUUUCUCAAAAACCUUAAUCGAAAUCGUCUGUAAAAGCAAAGAGUUAUUUUAAAUGUAUAAUUACUCCUAAUCUUAAGAAAUAAAAUUCCAGCUAUUCGAAUCAGCAAACAUUUUCUGUGCAACAAUAUGAUGCAUCAUCUACCAGUUGGUCUUUUACCAAUCAGUCAUCUUUCACAAUUCCACAAUCAACAAGUUUUGUGUCUAUUUCUGCAGUCAUAUCACUAACAUGUGGUACCGUAUCACCACUAGCUGACUCAUUCUUACUUUUCACACAAAGUAAUGGUGAUCCCGAUUCGAAUAAUAUUGCAAAUAACUUGCAAACUACCUCAACUAAUAAUAAAUGGUGAGAUUUUUCAAAUUUCAAACUAUAAUGAUCUAAUUUUGUUCAGGAUUCUUGGUGCAACUGUUCUCCGACAAUGUAACAUGAAUAAUUAUGGUUUUAAUUGUGAUCAGAGUUGUAUUACAACAGAUGAUGGAUAUAAUUGUUUUACUUGUGGCAGUUAUGGGCAAAAAACAUGUUGUUCUAGUUUGAAUGUGAAUCAAACAAGUUGCGCAUAUUAUAAUGCUGUUUCAACAACUCAAAACCCAUAUGUUUCUUGUGAUACGGUAAUUUUCAUUAAGAAAAUUUCAAUCACCAUACCUAAUUUUUACAGUACUAUCAAAACCUCUAUUUCUGGUUCAUGAUUGCAUUCGUCAUAUUUUCUUUCGUUUUAUUAGUAUUAUUAAUCGCUUUGCUAUUGCUCUUUUAUGGAUGUUGUCAGAGGUAAACAACAUCAAAAGGGAUUAACACGUUUAAUGUAUCAUGUUUGUAGAUCCAAGAAAACUGAGGAAACACAUACUGAAGCAGAUGAGUGGAGUGAACCAAUUGAACCACGAGCAAAUAGAACUUUAUAUGAUGGUCAUAUUGACAGACCAUAUUCAAAAAGAGAAACAAGAAGUGGGAAUAGAAGUCCUGCACCAUAUUUUAUCAAUCGAGAAGGUUUAGAAAAUCGAACAUUCGAGGAGGUGAAUUCAAAAGCGAAUAAAACUUUAUAUAUAUUUUUUUAUUCCAGGAAUCAAUUUCCAAUGAAUGGAUAGAACCACAACCGCGAAGGAUAGCGAGAGUUUAA
Messenger RNA from Caenorhabditis angaria, 1435 nucleotides. Lineage: Eukaryota; Metazoa; Nematoda; Chromadorea; Rhabditida; Rhabditidae. The record is from the annotation of a GenBank genome assembly.